Messenger RNA from Triticum dicoccoides, 1652 nucleotides. Its product is annotated as expansin-like A4. The record is from RefSeq and is a predicted model, not a curated record. The transcript has a single exon. The coding region runs from base 71 to 1183 and encodes 370 amino acids. Lineage: Eukaryota; Viridiplantae; Streptophyta; Magnoliopsida; Poales; Poaceae.
GCGCGCACUAGCCAACUAGCGAUCGAGUUUACGACCUCUGGAUCGAUCGUGCUCCCCACGUCCCCGGGCCAUGCCGCUUGAUUUAAACCACCACGCAGGCACCGCAUCCCCCGGCCUCUCCAACGAGUCUCAACUUCCUUAUCCAACGAUCCGCUGGACGGGACUAACUAGGCUGUCACAUCCCUUCCAUCUACCACAACCAACGGCGUCGGCGAUAAUGGCCGCCUUGCCGCAGCUGCUUCUGAUCCUCUUCCCCGCGGAGGUUGCCGUCCUGACCCUGCUGCUGGCCUCGGCGCCGGGAGCGCGGGCUCACGCCUCCUCGUCCUCGUCAUCGGCGACGUACCGCUGCGGCUGGUGCCCGCGCAGGUCCACCGCGUCCAUCCUCCCUCCCGGCGCCGGCGCACUGACCGGUGCCGCCUGCGGGUAUGGUGGCCAGGCGGCGGAGAUGGCCGUCGACGGGGGGUUCCACAUUGCGGCCGUCAGCGCCAGUUUCUUCCGCGGUGGCCGGGCCUGCGGCGCCUGCUACCAGCUGAUGUGCAGGGGACGGAGCGCGUGCGCGGCGGGCGGCGUCAAGGUCGUCGUCGUCGCCGACGUGGCAGAGACGAACAUGACCGGUGGUGGUGCCGGUGGGCGGUUUCUGCUCACCAAGGACGCCUUCGCCGCCUUGGCGACGCCAGACCGUAACGCCGAGCUCGCGGACGCAGACGUCGACGUGGACUUCAGGAGGAUUCCCUGCGUGUACAAGAGCAAGAACUUGGCGGUUAAAGUGGAGGAGACGAGCAGCAGGGACCGGGGUUACCUCGCCCUCCGCUUCCUCUACCAGGGCGGCCAGACCGACAUCGCCGCCGUCGAGGUCGCGCAGGCGGUCACCGGUUCCAGCGGCACCAACAACGACGCAGCACCGUUGCAGACAUCCUGGCAGUACAUGACCCGGCGCGAGGCGUCCCCGUCGAUGUGGCGCACGUCGCGCGUGCCGGCCGGUCUGCUGCAGCUCCGGCUUGUGGUCACCGCGGGCUCCGGCGGCAAGUGGCUGCGCGCCGACGGGGCGGUGCUCCCCGCGAAUUGGCAGCCCGGCGCGGUCUACGACACCGGCCUGCGCGUCACCGACGUCGCCGCAAGCACCUGCGGCGGCGCCUCCUGUUCCUCCACGGACGAGGGCGACGACGCCGAGCAGCUCCGAUGACACGCUUCCCGGCAUGCAUGAUGCAUCCACCACGGACCGAUCGAUGGUCCAUUGGAGCCGGCCCGCACGUCAACGGCGACGCCGCGCAUGCAGAUCUGCACCGGCCAGCCGCCGGAAUAUCGGUCGAUGCUGCAUGUACACUGUACAGAGACGUGUACAUCGCAACGUACGACAUGCAUGCAUGUGUGCACGGCCGACGACGAGUUCCGGUUAGGACAAAACCUCCAUGGUCCCGCUCUAAACAGAGGAUGUUGGCGCGUAGCUUCACGUGUGGAGGGAAGGGACUAAUGCAGAGAAGAACAUGUAGAUGGCUCUGUUCAGGUCUUGGAAUCACAUGACAGCACUACUGUUUUGGCUGCUCGUCCUCUUCCUCUUUGGAAUAGUAGGAGAGUAUUAUUGUAGGUUGAUUGCAUGGGCUGAUUAAGAUUGAUCAGUUGCCGACUAAGACUAAGUUAACUGUAUUGCAUUA